Messenger RNA from Nicotiana attenuata, 420 nucleotides. RefSeq lists its product as uncharacterized. NCBI's taxonomy places the organism in Eukaryota, Viridiplantae, Streptophyta, Magnoliopsida, Solanales, Solanaceae. The coding region runs from base 1 to 420 and encodes 139 amino acids. The record is from RefSeq and is a predicted model, not a curated record. The transcript has a single exon.
AUGGCAAAAGACAGGCUGAGGGGUAUGGGAUAUGUGGAGGAUGUAACAUGCUCUUUAUGCAAUGGAGAGGAGGAGACAGUGGAUCACCUAUUUUUCAAAUGUAGUUAUGCAUCAAGAAUAUGGGCAGCAAUGCUACAAUGGCAAGGCAUUCAUAGGCAACCAAUGAUAUGGGCAGAUGAACUUCACUGGGCAGAGAGGUACUACAAAGGGAGGAGUACAAAGGCUGAGCUAUACAAACUUGUGCUGGCAGGAAAAUUGUACUACAUAAGGCAAGAAAGGAAUAGCAGGAUUUUCAAUAAAGUUCAAAGAUCAGAAGCCAUCAUAUGCAGAUCAAUCACACAGGAUGUACAUGGAAGAGGAGGAAGCAAGCAUAGGAUACAAAAGAGAUUGCAGGAACUUAAUUACUAUCCUAGUUUAUAA